GUCACACUGUAUUAAAAAACUUCACAACAUGCAAAAAAAUUUCAGUAGUUUUUUCUCCUCAUGUAUGUAACAAAACGGACAAAUAAAAUUUUUAAGAACUGAUCAAUUAAUUUGGAGUCACCCCGCGCCCCAGUUAACCCCAAUCCUUCCCUAAUCUGUCCUCACGUGCCCCCCUUCCACUGGACCUACCCUCAGCGUCCCAUUGGCCGUCCGGCACGCGCUCAGCGGCGGGGAUGCACCCCUUAAAAACCCAGCGCCCAUCGUGCUCCUCACAAACUCGUCAGUGCUCAUCAGUGAUGGAAUCCUCCGAGGCUUACGGCUACCUCUACAUGCUCACCCCCCAGCCGACAGACUGGUCGCCCACGUCCAGCUACGACAGCUUCUCCGAGGAGAGCUACCCCAGCACCAGCCCGGAGCCCGGAAAGAAGAGCCGCGUCACGCCGCUCGUGCUCCGGAAGCGGCGGCUCGCCGCCAACGCCCGCGAGCGCCGCCGCAUGCAGAACCUCAACCAGGCCUUCGACCGCCUCCGGACCUUCCUCCCCCAGCUGGGGCAGGACCGGCAGCUGUCCAAGUACGAGACGCUCCAAAUGGCCCAGACCUACAUUACGGCCCUGUACGACCUCCUGGACCAGCGGCCGCAGAACUGAGGUGACUUAUUACCGUUUCUUGUAGAUGCCAAAGUGUAAAUAAACAAUCGCGACUUGUUGUACAUAAAUGUUGAUUAGUUGUUAAGUUGUACAAUUAGAAUCAUUGCCAUUGUCAGUAUUACUUGAUACGCUGUGACCAAAAGUGUUAAUUUUUAAGUUUUUUAAUCUUAGGGUUAGAUGUGCCAAUUGUACUACUUUACCGGUUUUUGAAUAAAGUAUUUUUUAUUAUAAA
Tribolium castaneum (red flour beetle) is the source of this 879-nucleotide messenger RNA. RefSeq names its product atonal. Gene Ontology annotation, molecular function: DNA-binding transcription factor activity, RNA polymerase II-specific; protein dimerization activity; E-box binding. Lineage: Eukaryota; Metazoa; Arthropoda; Insecta; Coleoptera; Tenebrionidae. Bases 234 to 647 code for a protein of 137 amino acids. The transcript has a single exon. Gene Ontology annotation, biological process: sensory organ development; positive regulation of transcription by RNA polymerase II; axon development. The record is from RefSeq and is a predicted model, not a curated record. Gene Ontology annotation, cellular component: nucleus.